GACACUUGUGACUGUGUGACGUCGUUUUUGUGCGACAGGUCGUGGAGAAGAGUCCGUCAUGGCGUCGGGACCUGCGGAGUUACAAAGCGGCGACGACGCUGAACUGGACGAAUUACUGGACAGUGCACUGGAUGACUUUGACAAGCAGUCUGCGCCUCCUGAACCUGAAACACCUUCUUCCUCGUCCAGCAAUGGACCAGAAAUGACACAGCAGCAGCAGCCGCCGCUGCUGGAGGACUGCAAGCUCUUUGAGACACUCUUCGAGGGUGACAUGGCAGCACAGGCCCAGCAGGAGUGGAAGAAAGCCAUGACGGAGCUGGCUCAGGAGGAGCCGGACCUGCUCGAGCAUUUUCAGAAACUCUCUGAGGCUGCCUGCAAAGUUGGGACUGACACGGCUUCUCAGCAAGAAUUUACCUCCUGCCUCAAAGAUACCCUCCGUGGCCUCGCCAAGAAUGCCGAUAACUUGCAGUCUUCUGGCCUCGCCGGAGACGAUCUCGUAAAGGCCCUGGAAGGCUUGGGAUUGGACGAGGGCGGUGAAGGCGAGGGUGACGACGCCAACGUCCUUCCCAUCAUGCAAUCCAUAAUGCAGAAUCUUCUCUCCAAGGAGGUUCUCUACCCUUCCCUCAAGGAAAUCACCACAAAGUAUCCGGAGUGGUUGGAGGCCAACAGGUCCAGCCUGAGCCCAGAAGACGUCCAACGCUACGAGCAGCAGGCCAAGGUCAUGGGAGAAAUCUGCCAGCGCUUUGAGAAAGAGGAAGACGGCGACAAGGUCUUUGAAGGCAUCAUGGACCUCAUGCAGAAGCUGCAGGACCUUGGACAGCCACCAAAGGAGCUUGCAGGAGACGCUCCUCCAGGCUUCAACUUCGACAUGGACUCCCUCAACCUCCCAGGGGGCGCUGGGUCGGCUGAACAAUGCUCCAUCAUGUGAGGAGGCGGCGGCUUGACCUCAGCUGCGGAAAGGGCCACACCCACCAGGAGUUGGCCGGUGGCAUUGUGAUGUUCAUGUCGCACACGCUCGGCCUCGGAUUCCAAACAUACAGUACAGAGAAAUGUGGACGAGGUUACAAAAUUCCAACACACGCUCGAACAUUUGAACAUCUCUGCAUUAGUUUUUUUCAUCCAGCUCCUUGAUUUUAACUGUAUUCCCUCCUCCGGAAUGAAGAUACCGCACCCUCUCUGGUGUGUCUUUAACCCUCCUAUUAUGUUGCAGGUCAAAUUGACAAUAAUUAUCGUAAAGUGCCAUAGGGAAAAAAGAGUCCUUUUAAAUAUUGUUUAUAUAUCAUAUUGAACCCCAUUCCGAACCAUUUUAGUCAAUAUUUCGUGAAUUUCUUAGAUCGCGUUUGAUUGAUCAUUCAUUCCUAUGUUCAUGUUGAAACCUUUUCAUGAAGCACAAACAUAUUUGUUGUAUGGGUUGAUUAUACAUGAACCAGCCUUUCGGACCCAAAAAUUACUUUUAUUUUUCUAAAAUUGUAAUUAUUGUAAUUUUACGCCUACUGUUAAAUGAAAGAAAAAAUGUAAAAAUGUAUUAGUCAGUUUGACCUACAGCCUAAUAGAAGAGUGAAACAAAUAAAUAAAUAAAACGGGGACAAAUAUUAGGUACAGUUCAAUUUUCCCAGUUGGAUUUUACUUGCCGUGUCAUCAGUUUGUGAAACUAACUGAAAGAAAAGGGGAUUUACUGGUCAAAAAGAAAAAAUGCUAAUUUAGUGUUUUGGUGUCAGUUUGACCCACAGUGUAACGGAAUUGAACUAACUCAAAUGAAAAACUCAACUUUAUAUCAGGAUAACACAUUUAAAAACUGUAAUCUAGAUUUUUUUUUCUGGAUAAUUUGAGCCACUGUAUAACAGACUAACCAAAAGCAAAAAGGCAUGAAACUUCUGGUUUUUACAGCUCAUUUUGACCUGCAGUAUAACUGGAGGCUGAAACUCACUCAAAAGAAGAGGAUCAAAAAUGGUGCAAUUUAGAAAACAAAUUCAGAUAUUUACGGGGUCACUUUGACCGGCAAUAUGACAGGACAGUUAAAAUGGGUUAGUUUGAACCCUCUACACAAACAGGAAAUUUCACUGAUGUGAGUGAGUGGUCUGUUCGUGUCUUAUUAUUAUGUGUAUAACAAACUUACCAUUAAAAAAAAGAUAAUUGUUUCCUACAGUCAUCCCGGUAUUGAUCUGAAGUGAGUGAUUUGAUGGUGAUUAUAGUUUGAGGUUUCCUUGCUGAAGUGCUUCCCCUUGAGGAUUUGUGUGUUUCUAUUGUGAAGAUUGAUGUUUGCGUGAGUGGGGAGGGCUUCCAAGCUCUCCCUUUAAAAUGUGCAUUAACAAAAGGUCGGAGCACUUUGUGUGUGAAACAAAGUUGUUUCACUGUUGGCAACUAUGGAGACGGAUCUAGAAAGCACAGGGCAAAGUGCUGCUGUAUAAUAAAGAGGCGGUGACCAAUGCAAAGAGAAGUUUGUGUCAAUUAAAUUGCUUUCAUCAUGCCAUCAUUUCAGGGUCAAAUGACGUAGCUCGCUAAGAGCUGAUGCAUGGGAUUUUUUUUUUGCCCUCUUUUUGUAAAUACGGUAUAUUUAAUAAAAGAAUGAUAUCAAGAAGGUGAA
Molecule: messenger RNA, 2584 nt
Organism: Hippocampus comes (tiger tail seahorse)
Lineage: Eukaryota; Metazoa; Chordata; Actinopteri; Syngnathiformes; Syngnathidae
Gene: pex19
Product: peroxisomal biogenesis factor 19
Exons: 8
Coding region: 59-928 (289 amino acids)
Biological process (GO): protein import into peroxisome membrane
Cellular component (GO): peroxisome; peroxisomal membrane
Source: RefSeq, a predicted model, not a curated record